Messenger RNA from Colletotrichum gloeosporioides, 2676 nucleotides. RefSeq lists its product as uncharacterized. Gene Ontology annotation, molecular function: transcription cis-regulatory region binding; DNA-binding transcription factor activity. The coding region runs from base 1 to 2676 and encodes 891 amino acids. Lineage: Eukaryota; Fungi; Ascomycota; Sordariomycetes; Glomerellales; Glomerellaceae. Gene Ontology annotation, cellular component: nucleus. The record is from RefSeq and is a predicted model, not a curated record. Gene Ontology annotation, biological process: positive regulation of transcription by RNA polymerase II. The transcript is spliced from 7 exons.
AUGCAGGUGACGACCAGCAGCCCCGCUGUAGUCGAUGGCUCGACGGCCAACUACGACGGUGCAUUCUCUCGGGAGCAGCGGUGGGUGAACAGCAAACCGAAAGCAUUCCGUUUUGAUAGCCGCAACAACAAGACAGGCGGGGGGCCACAGGCUCAGGAUGCCAACAAUGAGUCUCCCAUCAGUAACACUACAUCUCUCCCCGAUCGCAUAGCUGUGAACACCGCCCUCCACGAAGCCGUCCGCAACCUCUCAGAAACACCUGAUGUAUUGAAUCACGAAAGGAGACUUGACGAUGUCCAAUCACAACGCCUACCAACUCCCACUAAGAGACGAAGAACCGAGACUGUUCCUCAUGAUGGAGGUCAAUUCCUCCCAGCAUCGCCAUCAGGCUCCGGCACAUCGGGUGCAUCCCCAUGGUCGACGACAGCUCUGCCCACUGGCAGAAUCCGUCUGAACGAGGAACCACAUGUUCCCAGUCCACACGCCACCGGUCCCUCCGUCACCGUCGAUCAGUUCUCUCCUUCAGCAGACAGCUACCAUCAGCCCAGCGAACACGACCCCGUCGGCGGCCUGCACACCCACCCGCCGAGCGACGGCAUCCAAGAAGCUUGCCUCCUGCGUUACUUCACGGAGGAGCUCUCUCAAUGGUUCGAUCUCUGCGACGAAGAGAGGCACUUCCAGCUCAUCGUCACCCGCCGCGCGCGCGCGUGCCAGCCCCUACGCGACGCCACCCUCGCCGUCGCCGCGCGGCACCUCUGCCGGCACCCGCGAUUCCGCACUGAGCCCGGCGGCGUGGUCAUGUACCAGAAUCAGCUCCUGCCGGACCUGACGCCGCAGAGCGCGAUCGAGUACAUGCUGCGGUGCAUACCUGCCCUGCAUGAGGUUUCGCGGACGCAGGACGAGGAGUACAGAGAGAAUCUGGCCGCCGCCGCGCUUAUUCUGCGCCAGUUUGAGGAGAUGGAUCCUGAAGAGGCGCAGAGCGCGACAAACUCCGAUUUUGGGAACGGUAUUGGCCAUGUCAACUUUCUCGAUAUUACCAAGGCGAUCUUGCGAGCUGCGCCGUCACGGUGGUCGGGGCUAUUGAGUGCAGUGUACUGGGUAGCGGUCCGGCAGGAGAUCUACUUCGCCUUGACGCUGGAGCGGUCUCCACAGAUAACAGCGCAACCGCCAGACUUGGACAGAGAUACUUGCUUCGCAAAUAAGCUCAUUUGGUUCAUGUCUGAAGUUGCUAAGUGGAAGAUGGGAGAGAGGUCAGGAGCUGAGUGGGAGAGGCUAAGAAACGAGGAGAAGGUUUUGAUCGUCGAGGCAGCCCGUCAAUUCAUCCCCAUUGUGCAGCGGCCUGCGGAUAGGUCCCAAGGUGAGAUCUUUCCAUUGGUAUGGUACGGGUCGGACAUCGAGGUCACUGCCCUGCAACACUUCAUCUUGGCAAGGAUGAUUCUGGUGGCCGAGGAUCCUAGUUUACAGUAUGAAGCCUCCCAAAAGCCUGCUUUGAGAACCCUUUGCCGCUUCGGGCAAGUGUCCAAUCGACGCGCGCAGAGAGAUGCGGAACACCAAGUUCGCGCCAUGAUCCUCGAGCUUUGCGGUCUGGCACUGCAUCACCUCAGAGCCCCGCCCAGCUUGACCACGGCGGGAAUGGGUAUCAUGCUAUAUGGCGACUACUUUAAUGACCCAUGGGAAAGGACAGCAUUGCUGGGGGUUUUAGAGGAAUGGAGAAAUCAGCACGCAUGGCCUGUGAGAAAGGGGUAUCAAGCUUUAGUUUGCCCUCGUCCCCCUUGGUCUUUCAUUCCAUCGAACGGACAGGAGGAGGUCCAGCAGCAAAUAUGCGACGAAGACCUGGUGGAAACGGCAGUGGAAGCGGGAUAUUUUCAUCCGCCAACUCCAUGGAAGACCGUCGUCCAGCCUGCGCCCAGUCAUGACGGCGCUCCAACCUUCGCCGCGUACCAAGUCUUCGAAAACACCCCAGAAGACUUGAACUCAGAAGACUUUGAAGCUACAGUCCGGCCUCUGCGUCCCCCGUUCGGUAUCGUGGUCUACGACACGACGUACACCGCUCGCCCUACCCGCAGUGCGCGGCUCGCACGCGCCGUGUUUGACCGCACCUACUGGUAUCGUAGGAAGCGUAACCACAGACCGGACCGGGUCGAGGUCGUCACGCUACCCCUGCCCCAGUCGUUCACAGAUGCAGAGCGCGCGGAGGCUUGCAUCCGCCACCACGAGGAGGAGAUCCGGAGCCGUUUGUUAAUACCUCACGAGCCCGAGGCGGUCUCCUGGUUUCUGCCGGGGCGUAUUAUGGAUAACACCUACGCGCGGAGGAUCCUUGCUAUCAACCGCUUGGAAGAAAACGAUAAUGACGAGGAAGUCGAGGUAGCGUCCUGGGAGGAAUCGAUAAGCAACGAAGAAUACGCUAUCGAGUGUGAAGCUUGUAUGAAUCCCGAGGCGAGCCGUACUGGCAGUUUUCUUUGCAUCGACUGGCAGCCCCGUAAGGAGCUGUGGCGUUCACACACGGGUCGAGGUUAUAAGCCGGAUAUGGAUAAAGAGAUCAUCACCCCCUGCUAUGGGUUUGAGAUGUGUGGGAAUAUCUGUAUGGAGUUAGUGGAUGCGGUUGAAGUCUUCUACAACCACUUUAUACCCGAUGGCGUACUCGACCUACAGCUAGAGAUUGCCAGACGAAACUGA